Hyposmocoma kahamanoa is the source of this 897-nucleotide messenger RNA. RefSeq lists its product as uncharacterized. The record is from RefSeq and is a predicted model, not a curated record. Gene Ontology annotation, molecular function: chitin binding. NCBI's taxonomy places the organism in Eukaryota, Metazoa, Arthropoda, Insecta, Lepidoptera, Cosmopterigidae. Gene Ontology annotation, cellular component: extracellular region. The transcript has 2 exons. The coding region runs from base 1 to 771 and encodes 256 amino acids.
AUGCCCUGUCUCAUAUUGUAUAUUCUGCUGGGUACAAUAUUGUGCAGCUAUCGGGUGACUGCAUAUUUUAACAAAAAAAUCGAUUGUGGACCUUACGGAUUUGUGUGUGAACGGAACAACAAACUGCGUCUCUGCGAAGGCGAAAACUUGCGAGGUCCUACGUUCUUGUGCCCUCCGAGAACUAUCUGCAAUGAGGAAUCGAGUGACGUCUGCGAGAGCGUCAUCAACUACGUGGAACCUCCAAUAAGAACCAUCAGAUGUCACCGCUACGAAAGAAUAGCUGAUCCCAAUGUACCCGACUGCAAGGGCUAUAUACUAUGCAUUCCUAAUAAAAACCGUUUCCAAGGAAUCAAGUUUAAGUGCACGGGCAACACAAUUUUCAAUGGCUAUACGCGAACAUGCUCGGCAUCCAAUUCCUACAGAUGUCCGUUAUCAAACGCCACCAAACCGUUUGUGGACUUCAUUGAAGAAGGCACUCGAAGAAAACCUGUUGGCGGCGACUUCGCAUACUCCGAUUUAAGCCCCAGUUUAGAAAAGAACCGACCCAUUGACUGUAAGCACUAUAAGCUAACUGUGACGCAAGACAGCAGUCCCAUUCGAGCGGCAUACUUCUGUCCCCCGCGACCUGCCAGAAAAGAAAUAGCCACUAGAUGUACAGUAUUCUCUAAUCAAUUUUGCCUCAUAUUGGAAAGAGUGGAUGAAGACCAAUUCAUACAAAACUCUGGCGCAGCUUCAAGACGACCAAGGAUCAAAACUGGGUUUGAUGAAUAGUUCGACUUUAUUGCCAGUGAAAAAUAUCUAAGACUGAUUUUUAGAAUUGUUUUAAAUAUAAUACUUGAAUUAACCUCCAAAGUUUAUAUAUAUUUAUCGAAAAAAACUAUUAAUUCUAUUCUUGUA